Messenger RNA from Pipistrellus kuhlii (Kuhl's pipistrelle), 3062 nucleotides. It is a transcript of the gene NDRG4, whose product is annotated as NDRG family member 4. Gene Ontology annotation, cellular component: cytoplasm. NCBI's taxonomy places the organism in Eukaryota, Metazoa, Chordata, Mammalia, Chiroptera, Vespertilionidae. The transcript is spliced from 17 exons. The record is from RefSeq and is a predicted model, not a curated record. Gene Ontology annotation, biological process: signal transduction; brain development; positive regulation of ERK1 and ERK2 cascade. Bases 130 to 1284 code for a protein of 384 amino acids.
CGGCCUCCGCCCCCGGCUGCGGAGGGACCCGGGCGCGGACACCUGCACCCGCGGCGGCGGCGCGGUCCUGACCCACCGGGCGUCCCUGUCGCUGGCAUCGCCCUCGGGCUCCUGCUCCACGACGUGACCAUGGCCGGGCUGCAGGAGCUGAGGUUCCCCGAGGAGAAGCCGCUGCUCCGGGGCCUGGACGCCACUGAGCUGGAGAACGCUGACACCUUCCUCCUGGCCGAGGACACAGACUGGAAGGAGCAUGACAUUGAGACGCCCUACGGCCUCCUGCACGUGGUGAUCCGGGGCUCCCCCAAGGGGAACCGCCCGGCCAUCCUCACCUACCACGAUGUGGGCCUCAACCACAAGCUCUGCUUCAACACCUUCUUCAACUCCGAGGACAUGCAGGAGAUCACCAAGCACUUCGUGGUGUGCCAUGUGGACGCGCCCGGCCAGCAGGUGGGGGCGUCCCAGUUUCCUCAGGGGUACCAGUACCCGUCCAUGGAGCAGCUGGCCGCCAUGCUCCCCAGCGUGGUGCAGCACUUCGGGUUCAAGUACGUGAUUGGCAUCGGAGUGGGAGCCGGAGCCUACGUGCUGGCCAAGUUCGCACUCAUCUUCCCCGACUUGGUGGAGGGGCUGGUGCUGAUGAACAUCGACCCCAACAGCAAGGGCUGGAUCGACUGGGCCGCCACCAAGCUCUCCGGCCUCACCAGCACUUUACCCGACACGGUGCUAUCCCACCUCUUCAGCCAGGAGGAGCUGAUGAACAACUCGGAGCUGGUGCAGAGCUACCGGCAGCAGAUCGGGAACGUGGUGAACCAGGCCAACCUGCAGCUCUUCUGGAACAUGUACAACAGCCGCAGAGACUUGGACAUUAACCGGCCCGGCACGGUGCCCAACGCCAGGACCCUCCGCUGCCCCGUGAUGCUGGUGGUCGGGGACAACGCGCCUGCUGAGGACGGGGUGGUUGAGUGCAACUCCAAGCUGGACCCCACCACCACGACCUUCCUGAAGAUGGCGGAUUCCGGGGGGCUGCCGCAGGUCACCCAGCCCGGGAAGCUGACGGAAGCCUUCAAGUACUUCCUGCAGGGCAUGGGCUACAUUGCGUACUUGAAGGACCGGAGGCUGAGCGGAGGAGCAGUGCCCUCGGCCAGCAUGACCCGGCUCGCCCGCUCCCGGACCGCGUCCCUCACCAGCGCCAGCUCGGCGGAGGGCGGCCGCCCGCAGGCCUGCACCCACUCGGAGAGCAGCGACGGGCUGGGCCAGGUCAACCACACCAUGGAGGUGUCCUGCUGAGCCCCGGCCCCCGUGCCCCCACCCGCAUCGAGGCCCCACUGCCACCCUCGCGCCCACCGGCUCCUUUUCCGUUUCGUUUCUUUCUGUGAGGGCCAAGGGGGGAGAUGGGGUUACGGCGCUCAGAGACUGCAGCAGAUCGGCCUUCGGGGGGGGUGGGGGGUCCCCACCUCCCUGACUGUGAUGACCUGGCUGACUUGGGCCCUUUCUGCCCAGUCCCCGCCAACCAAGCAAGGCUGAGUCCCUCUCCGGCCGGGCUCCAGGAUGCUGUCCUGGGUUAGAGAGAGAGCCUGGAUGACCCCAGAUUGGAAGGUGGGACGGAGUUGUGAGGUGAUGGGUGCAGCUCAGGCACCGGCAUGAGAACCAGGAGAGGCAACAGGGAGCCCCGGAACACCCCCACCCCCACCCCCACCCACCCCAGCUCCCACCAAGCACAUCUGACUCUGUCUCAUAGCACAUAUGACAAUCAUCUGAACAGCAGUGGCCACCAGGGGGCGCUCCUACGGGCCUCUGGCUGGUACCGCAGGGCCAGGCGGGCAGGGGCUGAACGGGAUUUCUCUGCCCAGAAGCCAUUUGUCUCAGAGCCUGACCAAAGGGCCUUGAGGGCAGGCACCCCACAGGCUGUCUCUUCCAGCCCACACACUCCCGAGUCUGCGCCAAGGCCCCCAAACAGGAAGUCUCCUUGCCUUCCGCCGCUGGGAUAGCCAGUGAGGACUGCGUGGACCCCUGCCCGCCUUUGGGAGCCAGCAUGUGGCCGCAGGGGGCAGUGGCUGGGAGUCCUAAUAGAUCCCUUGGUUGCCCCCAGGUUCCAUGAAGGACAGGUGGCCACGGUACUUCCAGGAAGAGUUUGGUAGAGUCAUGGCUAGGCAUUUCAACUAGGCAUCCCUCAGCAAGGAGAGGGAGUCUCUGUAGAACUGGUCCAGGGUAUCCCGCAGGCCUCAUCCCAUCUCAGCCCGCGGAGUGGCUUGGGCUGGGGCUUUUGCUGGAUCCUGGGGUCUGAGGGGAAGGUUCUCGCAGUGAACAAGGACCAGGCAGAGGAGAGAGGCUCCACGCGCACACACCCUGCCCCCCUCCUGCCCCCUAAAGCCCAGGACUGGGCCACACAUUGCCCAUCCAGCACCUUACCCAGAAGCCAUUUGUCUCUGAGCCUGAAUCAAUUGCCACACACACACACACACACACAACGAGGAAAAGGAGAGGGGGGAGAGCUGUGAAAAACGGAGGACCGGGGUGUGUGUGGACCGGUAUGUGGGGAGGAGGGUACCCAUAUCCACCUUUCCUUUGCACACAUGACCCCCCCCCCAAUAAUCUUAAGCCAUUGCUAGACUUCUCUAGAGCCUGGUGGAGUGUCAGUCCGUCCCCAGUUUCUACUCACUCACGUGCUUCCUUUGAAUCUCGAAUGUGACCGUUUGAAAAGCUGGUAGAAUUCAUCCCUCUUCCUGUAGAUAGUGCUGCAAGUCGGACUUCUCCUGUUUUGCUGUGUUCUUUCAGAUGAGAUCUCUAUAAAUAUCUAUACAUUAUAUAUAUAUGUAUGUAUGUAUGUAUAUCGGGUCCUCCCGUGUGUGGUUUUUCCCAUCGGAGGUUGUCUCUUCUUUGGUCAAAGUGAGCUUUUAACGGAGUUUAUCAUUUUCCUCUCUGUCCAGGGUGGAGAGCCUAAUUUUGUGUAUUCUAGUAGCUACUGUCAUGAGACUUGGAAAUGACACCAUGUAAAACAAGUAAAAACCCUUGUCAACAUAGAAAGAGUUAACUGUGCUGAAAACUAAUAAAGAAACUAAAAAGAA